UCGCAGUCUGUUGUGCUUUGGUGGCUCAGAAAAGCGAAAGAAUCGAAAUUAAAAAGGCAGCUUUUGAAUAAACAAUACCAUUUUCCGUUAAGUAAUCGUUUUGUAUAAAAGGAAAUAUCGCCUACUCAGUUUCAUUCAGCGGUGCCAAAAAUGUUAUAAAUGAGAGACCGCCAACUUUUCUAAGGGGAGAAUAAUGCCAGACUGUGCUUAAUAAACUAGUGCCCUAGAAGUUCAUUAUCGAUGUUGCAAUCUUUUCUGAUUCUGAAAGAAGACCGCCUACGUCGCCCCCAUUCCCGUCUCGUCCUCCCGGGCUCCCAGUGGAAAGGCUGUCACUUGGGCUCAGCCCUAGGUAUUAAACUUUUAUUUGGUUCCUUUUUUUCUCUCUCUCUUUUUUUUUUUUUUUUUUUUUUUCUCCUUUUUCCCCUGGGUUUGGGGUCGGUCGGUCGGGGUUUGGGGGUUUUUGGGGCCGAGUCCCGCCGAGCGAAAUGCGGUGCCCGCCAGCCGCCUCCCGUCCGUCGGGAGGUGCGGGGAGCGGAUUUUAUCCUCCGCGGCGGCUCCGCGCGGGGCCGCAGCGCCCCGCGGCCGCGGAGCCCACCGCGGGCGGGCCGCCGCACCUCCGCGCACUCUCCGGUGCCGCCGCGGGGGACAAGGGGCGCCCCCCAGGCGGGAUGCGACCCCCGCGGCGCGGGCGCGGGGUGCGUGCGGGAGCGGUGGGCCCCCUGCGUCCCCGCUUGCGCGGGCGCGGGCGGCUCCGCGAGCGCGGCGCCCCGUGGCUCCGCCGCGCGGGGCUUGCGUGGGGCUGCGCGGGUGCGCGCCCCUGCGUGCGUGCACCUAGAGCAGAUCAUUGGAGAGGGUUUCCAGAAGGUGGAAAAUGUCACCUGAUUCACACUGAACUUUUUAAAUCUCCCCACCCCCGAGCAGACACACACACACACAUUAGGAGACCGCCCACCGCAGACAGCUAAGACCCCCGUAUAGAUUUAAAGAGAGACUGCAUUCAGAGCCUGACGUUCAUUCAAUAGAGCGAUCAUAAGCAGGCUGGCUAGUGCUCGCUCCCUCUCCCUACUCCCCCUCACGCUGUUUCUGUGUCUCUCUCACUCCCUGCUAUACUGAGGAUGUUAAAUCAGAGAAUCCACCCGGGCAUGCUCUUACUCCUGAUGUUUCUGUGCCACUUCAUGGAAGAUCACACAGUGCAGGCUGGGAACUGCUGGCUCCGGCAGGCGCGGAACGGCCGCUGCCAGGUCCUCUACAAAACCGACCUCAGCAAGGAGGAGUGCUGCAAGACCGGCCGCCUGACAACUUCGUGGACGGAAGAGGACGUCAACGACAACACGCUUUUUAAGUGGAUGAUUUUCAAUGGGGGAGCCCCAAACUGCAUCCCGUGCAAAGAAACGUGUGAGAAUGUGGACUGUGGACCCGGGAAGAAAUGUAAAAUGAACAAGAAGAACAAACCUCGGUGUGUUUGUGCUCCGGAUUGCUCUAAUAUCACUUGGAAGGGCCCCGUGUGUGGCUUAGAUGGGAAAACCUACAGGAACGAGUGUGCCCUUCUCAAAGCCAGAUGUAAAGAACAGCCUGAACUUGAAGUCCAGUAUCAGGGCAAAUGCAAAAAGACCUGUAGGGAUGUUUUAUGCCCAGGCAGCUCCACAUGUGUGGUUGACCAAACUAAUAACGCCUACUGCGUGACAUGUAAUCGAAUUUGCCCAGAGCCUACCUCCCCUGAACAGUAUCUCUGCGGGAAUGAUGGCAUAACUUACGCCAGCGCCUGUCACCUGAGGAAAGCUACCUGCCUACUGGGCAGAUCCAUUGGAUUAGCCUACGAAGGAAAAUGCAUCAAAGCCAAAUCCUGUGAAGACAUUCAGUGCAGUGCUGGGAAGAAAUGCUUGUGGGAUUUUAAGGUUGGCAGAGGUCGGUGCGCCCUCUGCGAUGAGCUAUGCCCUGAAAGCAAGUCAGACGAGGCAGUUUGUGCCAGUGAUAACACAACUUACCCAAGCGAGUGUGCCAUGAAAGAGGCAGCCUGCUCCAUGGGCGUGCUUCUAGAAGUAAAGCACUCUGGAUCUUGCAACUCCAUUAAUGAAGACCCAGAGGAUGAAGAGGAAGAUGAAGACCAGGACUACAGCUUUCCUAUAUCUUCCAUUCUGGAGUGGUAAAACCUCCAUCACUAUUGGAACAGCCAUUGGGCACGAAAUCAAUGUCCAUACUGUAAAUAAGUGUAUGCUUAUUUAUUUUGGGGAGAAAAAAAGUAUACAUAUAGUUGAGUCUCGUAGACAUUUAUUUAUACUGUGUCAUGUUUUAUAAUUUAUACAUAAAAUGUCUGGUUGACUGUACACCUUGUUUUUUGAAGAAAUUUAUUCGUUACGGGAAGAGCAGUGUUAUUUAUUGUGAGGUCUCUUGCUUGUAAAGUAAAGCUUUUCUUUUUUCUUGUAAACUAUAAAAGUCCAUUCCUUAGAGCUUACCCACAUGAUCUCAUCUCUUUGUUUCACUGAUGUUAACUCUUUUCCACUUUAACAAACUUGCAUGUCAGUUUCUGUUAUGUUUAUUUAUUGGAUUUUCUUCUUGCCGGUUCUGUACAUUAAAGAUCCCUCGGAUUUUUGUUUACAAGGAAUCUUAACUGACCAAAAGGCGUUGUAACUGACUUAAGUAUACUUCCAGGGUGCAGUGAGACGAUCUUUAAGGAAACUUCUUCUACUUCACUUUUCCUAACUUCUGAUCACAUCAUGUACUGAAGUGAUCUCAAUGUGCUGAGCAUAUAUACUAUACUAUACUAUACAAAAUCUGGACCCAAAGAGAUCGGAUUAUGAAGGUUGUUAAUAGGUACAGGGCUAACUGUAAUAAGAGUAAAGGUUUUAUUUUUAUUGUUUUAUUUUUUUGUAACAUGCAUAAGUGUUUUAUCCAGUGUUUCCUUUAAGAUGGUCUUGCAGUACCACAUUCAAAGUUUUCCCAAACAGUGUGUCACUAGAAGUUAUAUCAAAGCUUUAUCAGUUCAAGUUUCUUGCUUUUCAUAAUACUUUUUUUCUGAUGCAAUUUUAUAUUUUCAAACAUGGCGAGUUAAAUAUAAAUUCAUUUAAAUAUAUAGUUUUGUACUUUUCUACCAUGUAAAUGUGCAGUGUAUAUAAAAGUUAUAAUGUGUAUUUGUAAAUAAAUGAUGA
Phalacrocorax carbo (great cormorant) is the source of this 3146-nucleotide messenger RNA. NCBI's taxonomy places the organism in Eukaryota, Metazoa, Chordata, Aves, Suliformes, Phalacrocoracidae. The record is from RefSeq and is a predicted model, not a curated record.